Messenger RNA from Archocentrus centrarchus (flier cichlid), 4600 nucleotides. RefSeq names its product vezatin, adherens junctions transmembrane protein (gene vezt). The transcript has 12 exons. The record is from RefSeq and is a predicted model, not a curated record. Gene Ontology annotation, biological process: cell-cell adhesion. Bases 241 to 2691 code for a protein of 816 amino acids. Gene Ontology annotation, molecular function: myosin binding. Gene Ontology annotation, cellular component: plasma membrane. Lineage: Eukaryota; Metazoa; Chordata; Actinopteri; Cichliformes; Cichlidae.
GGUAAUGUCACUCUCCCGUGCUUCUGCAUUAACGGACGGGCCACCGCACUAUCACUUGUGACCACUUGAGGUGCUCCAAUGUUCGCUUUCAGCGUUGGCAGGCACAGAGGGUAUUAUGGGAAUUGUAGGCGACAUUUAGCAACCGGCUAACAACUAACUUCUCAGCCGCCGCUCCUGACUGAUUACUGUUGCCUACAACUACAGAAUGCUAAACGGGCUGUGUGUUGAUGGCGGAGAGCAAUGACUGAGGAGUUUGACGAAGAUGUGGUCUUUGAGAAUUCGCCUCUUUUCCAGUAUCUGCACGAUCUAGGGCACACAGACUUCGAGGCAUGUCCGACGGCAUCACAGGAAGAGGAAUAUGAUGGGCAAGAGGGAGACCUCACCUCUCCUGGUGAAGAUCCACAGAAAACCAAAGGCUUAUGGAGACUGGCUGAUGUCUUAUGGAGAUGGAGCCCAUUUCACCAGGCGGCUGUGUCUCACCAGCUGGAGCAGAAACUGGACUGCAUGUUUGGUCAGUACUCGGUCAGGUGCAUCCUGGACCAGGACGUGCUGCUGCAGGAGGAUGUGGAGCUGAUCGAGCUGUUAGACCCGAGUCUACUCACCCUCGGCUCGUCACCCUCCGGGUCGCUGGACCGAGCAAGCACCUUGCCUAGACCGAGCCUCAUCGCCAAGCCCUCCCUAUGGGACAUGGCCGGGCUGGUUGGCCUGACUGCAGUGUUCCUGGGCCUCUGCUCCAUAUCUGAGGGUCUGUGGUCGCUGGCUGCAGCCCCGUGGGGCCUGGCCCUGCUGGGCUGGCUGGGACUGAGGGGGGUCACGCUGUGGAGACAGGGCUGUGUGCAGAGAGCUGUCCACAUCAGGGCCACCCAGCUCCAGAUUCUGGUUCACAAUGGCAAAACCCUGACGGGACUGUCCCGCAAGGCCCUGCGUCUGGUGCAGGAAACCGAGGUCAUCUCCAGAGGUUUCACCCUUUUGCUCGACAGGGUGAGUGCCGCCAGCUCCUUUAGCAGGGCGGGGCCGGGGGCGGUGCCCCGCGGCCAGCAGCUCAUCGGACUGAGGAAGGCCUUGUACCGGGCGCUGCGCUCGGCCUUCAGAGCGUCACGUAGGGCCACCUGUCACAUGCUCAAGGCGUUCCCUCUGAACUCUGAGAUCGACAACGUGACCAACUACGUGUCCGCGGUGCCUCUGAAGGAGCUGGGGCUCGGCCUGGGUAUCGAGCACCUGGGGGACGAGCAGGCCCAGGAGCUGACCGACGACUACAGCCUGCCUGCCCUGAAGAUGCUGUUCCAGCUGUGGGUGGGUCAAAGCUCCGAAUGCUUCCGUCGGCUGGCUCUUCUCCUCUCUCCAAGCCGAAUAGAGACGCCAGAGGAAGGCGGACCCACAGGAGACACCUCCCCUUCCCCUCCUUCUCCACCUCCACUGUACCGGUCCAUCGCCGCCGUGACCGAACCCCUCCACCACGCUCUGGCCAGCUGUCUUGGCGAAGUGCAACGCAGCUACGACUUCCACAGACACUUCGAGACCCAGCCGAGGACCACAACCUGCGACAGGACCGGACGAGCCAGGGAGAAAUGCAGAGAGCUCAACACCCUGCACACCUCCAUCCGAAGCCUGCAGCUGCACCUCAAGGCCCUGCUCAGCGAGAUGAUUAUCCUGGAGGAUGACCUGGAGAAGCUGAUGGUGUCUAAGGAGCUGACAGAGUUGACGCUCGAGGGCUACCAGGACCUCAGUGACCGGCUGCACCAGCUGCAGCCGCAUAUGCAGGCUAGCACUGGCUGCUGGGAGGACACCAUCAGUCAGGUGGAGCGCAUGCUGAGACGAGCCAACGCCUGUCCAGCCACUGAUGAGGGUCUGGAGCAGUGUGGUCCUCCUUCACCUGAAGUCCCUGAUCCUCCUCCAUCUUAUCCCCUGAUACUGGACAGAGACCCGGUGCCGGAGGAGCUGGAGUGGGAGGCCUACGUGUCUGACUCGGACUCUGACGGCGAAGGCAGAGGGUCGUGGUCCGACAUGUUGUCACCGGAGGAGCGGGAGCGGCAGCGGCGGGAGAGGGAGGAGUCUCGUCGCGUCCUGUCCGAGCUCAAAGCUGUUCUGGGCUUCCGUGCGUCAGAGGGGGAGAGGAUGAAGAGGAAGCAGCUGCUCUUCAGCAACCAAGCUGCUGUGGGGCCUUCAGUUCGCACUGAGGAAUCAGAUCUGGCCGCACAGCCGACAGACGCUCUGAUAUCUGCGGGUUCAGGAGAGCCUGCCAUCGACGGAGGAAACCACCUGUCGGAGCUCUCAGCAGGAAACGAAGAGGAAGGAAAAGAUGACAGGGUGAGGCCUGACCCCGCCACAGACCCCGUGAUGGAGUUCAGUUGUGGCAUGGAGCAAUCUGAGGUGGGAGGAACUUCAGUCUGCAGUAGAGGCGGUGGAGGAGCGUCAGAGCUGCACCAGUAUGACGGCGUCUUGGAUGAGGGGGAGGGCCAGAAUGGCCUGGACUGCUUCCUGAAGCCUAAAGUCCCCGCUGUCUCCGUGAUGGACAGACUGACGGAGAUCCACGGCUCUGAGGCGCUCAGCUUCAGCUCCGCCCUCGCCGCUCAGGUGGCCGCUCGCUCGCACUCCCUCAUCAACAUGGAGGAGCAGACCUUCGGAGAUGACGAGGAGGAAGAGGAGGAGGAUGACGAUGAGAGAGACAGACAAAGCCCAGAGAAGGACUAGACGUGAAGUCCCACCGCUUUAACCGAGCACUGAGCAGAGACUGUUUAUGUCUGGUUGUAUUUUAUCGGUGUUUCAUCAGAGGGAUUUCAAACCACGACACUCUCUGUCACCCAUCCGUCCACAUUACUGAACAUUACCCACAAUUCUUACUACUCUAUUGCUGUUAAAACUCAGGUACCAAAACCACUAAAACAACAUGAAGACCUUACAGUGUUGAGGUCAGGAGACCAGAAUGUCUGCAGUUACCCGGUGCCAUCCACACAGUGAAAAGUGAUCACAGUCGCUCUGUAAAUGUUUAAGAAAUAUGAAUGAGAAUGAGAAGAAAAAAUCGGUUUUAGUUGCACGUUUUUAAACUAAACCUGAGAUGAUAUCAAGACGCUGUGUUCAGACAGAAAACGAAAGGCUGGACUCCCACCUGACCCCCUCACAAUCAGCUGAUUUUAUUUAUUUUUAUAACACUAACAUGCAAAAUUUUACCUUGAAAAAAUUUGGAGUCCAUAAAAUCUGAUUAAAAUUAGAAAGAUGAAUUAGUAAUGCAAAGAAUAACAGGUGACUCAUAUGCUGAAAGGCUGCUUUCUCCCUACUUUCCUGCCUGCUCUCGCCUGUCCCUGUCUAAUAAAGGUUAACGAUUCCCUAAAAAUUUGGAAAUUUUGGACCCAAAUGCAGGACGCUGGAGGCGGACAGUUCAGCCUGAAGUGUCCAGAAACACUGGGAGGCAUAACAGCAUAUGCUUUGAUGAAGGGGAGACGGGACUGUAUUUACACAGAGGCGCUUCAAGCUCUGAGCGCGCUGUUCAGCUUAACAGCAGAUAAUCUGAAUCACACCUAAAACGUGCCAUUAGUAAAAGAAUCAGUGAAAUCGUGGCGCUUUGUGACUUAAUAACUCAGACUUCUGAAAUAACCUUUUAUUUUAUUUUCAGUGGUGUGAACAAACUUCCACAGCUUUUAAACUGAAACUCUGAACAGAACCUGGUCCAGAUCAGAUUACAAGAUCAGCGUAAGCUACCAUGGUGAUUUAGCCGGGGGUAAAGAGAGCCACCUUUGCCACACUUAAAACUCUGACUUCAAGCUCGUUAACCUGUUACUCUCACUCUGCAGUACCAAAAUAUAAACAGAAAGACCAGACAGUGAGGGAACGCAACACACAGGAGCUAAACUCAAAAUAGGAACUGAGACUUAAAUAAAAACUUAAAUAAAACAACUAAUGUUCAAAAAUAACUAGAAUGAUAAAGAUGAACUCCAGAAUCAACACAAAGCACCUCUAAACUGUAUUAAAAUGCAGUUCUUGAGUAAAAAUACUGCAGUUCCUGCACUUUCAGCCAGUUUCCCAGACAUGAAUUCAGCCUAAUGCUAAAGUUUUUAAUCCAUGACAGGAUAAUUGAGCCUUAAUGUCUCAGGGGGUAAAAUACACAGUGAAAUCUGUCCAGAAGUAGAUUUUCUGUCUGAGCACACACACACACACACACACACACAAGCCGUGAAGCUGAAGGUCGAAUCAGCUGAUUUCUUACGGAUUUGUGUGGGAGGCAUUUCUGCGGGAAGUGGAAGUGAAAUGCUAUUUUUACAAUCGGCGCUUUUAUUUUUGUCCUCGGGGGCCCUCCGAGGAGGCAACAUGUAGCUGAACCACAAUCAUGUUUCCAGUGACAUUUUAUGAACUGUUCAUGAUACGGUCCCCCUCGCUCGGCGUCGGUGUUUACAGGGGCAUGCUCAGUGGAAAGGUCAGGCUGAAACGUGUGAAUUUAAUGAUCUGCUGUGAGGUUUAUGUUCACCUUUACGGGUAUGGUAAUAAAAGAAAAGAGGUACUCUCGUGUGCCUGACGGCCCUGAUGCUGGCCCCACCUCCACCAACACCCCCACCCCCACCCCUCUCCUGUCACCGUGUCUGCCUUGUCCUCCUGACCCCCUCCUGCA